UUCUUUACCACCAUUUUCAACUAGUGAUGAAGGUACAUCCAAAGCCAGCACCCCUAUUGCAUCACGAGAUUCGUCGCCAGUAAGAUCAUUUAAAGAUAAAGAAGAUAAUUUAAACCCAUCUAUUAAUAUUGCCGACCAACAGGUUGAUACAAAAACAACAGAUAAAGACCAUAAACCUGUGGAAAAGGAAGCCAACUUACCUUCUGAAGUUGGAAGUACUAUUUCCAAUACGUCAGCUUCCAUGUCUAAAGACCAUAAUAAUAGCCACCAUCAUUCACAUCAUUUUCAUGGUUAUCAACCUCCUCAUACUUUUGCUACAUAUCAUCCACUUUUAAUCGAAGCUUGGUAUGCUAUAGCCCUUAACUAUGUACUUAUUGGUGACCUUCACACCGGUGCUUUAUGGCAUGCUCGUAUCUCAGAAAUGCACGAAUGCAUUGAAGGUUAUCCAGUCUUUCUUCCAGCGCGAUCAAUGGCGCAAGCAGAUUACAUGGAGGUUUUGGAACGUGUUAAAAAAGCAAAUAGUCUGGCACAACAUGAAAAAUUGAAAGA
This is a messenger RNA of Racocetra fulgida, 549 nucleotides long. NCBI's taxonomy places the organism in Eukaryota, Fungi, Glomeromycota, Glomeromycetes, Diversisporales, Gigasporaceae. The record is from the annotation of a GenBank genome assembly.